CUUUGCUGCUUCAGUUCAGUCUCGGAGGGUCUAGUGUACUGUAGAAUCGUCAUUUCCAAAAUUCUGCAUUUGAGACUCUCGAUACAACACUCAUUGGAUUUGACCUACGUUGUUGGGGAGAGACGCGUGUCUUCUCCGCGGUGAUCUCCUCUGCCUACCCGUUUUUCUUCCUCCUACCGGCCGGAAUCCGAAGCAGCCUUGAGUAUUCUCAACCGCCUACCCAGGCCUCCAGAAGCCAGGAAACAGAGGUGGCCGGAAAUCUCAUCACAAUUGUGGGGACCCUGCAGGCUGUAAGGGCAGGUGGGCAUUCUACCCUUCACUUGGCCCACGGAGUCGCCUUAGAGCUGGGCACGUAGGACGACAGCGCCAGGAAGUUGUUUCUUAACUUUAGACCCGACUCCAACGCAACAUGCUCAACAGCCUCAUUCCAGGGUGGAUGAAUGCAAAAGGACCACAGGGGUCAAGAACACCUACAACACUCACAAGGCCUGCAGGAACAGUCACCUGCACCUGGGGCAGACCAGACCGAGGAGCUGGAUUUCAUCCGGAGGGAGCUGAGCAAGAUCAAAGCCCAGGUGGACAGACUGUUGGAGAGUCUGGAGUCCAUGGAGCAGCAGAGGGACCAGCACAUGGGGCAGGUGAAGAAUCAAGCAUCAGACCAAUACAGCCAGUAGGAGGUGGGGAACCUCCCAGACUUUCUUCAGCUGGUACUUCUUGGGUGGCUUGUUUCCUUGCCUUGUAUUUUUGGAAGGUCCCUAGUCACUCCCAUGCAACUCAAAGCCACCUUUCUGGCGCUUGGCCAUUCAAAGUGCUGAAGCAUGGUCCAGCCAGCUCACCCAGAAAACCACCUGGUAGUCAUGAGUUUAACUCUUGAGGUCUUUUCCAUAAGUCCUGCGGUGGGCAGGGUAGGGAAGCCCCACAGACCAGAAGUAUCUCACUAUUCUCAUUCAACUGUGGUGGUCUUGCAGGAGGCACUUGACAGGAGGGCCCUGAGCCCAAAGAGCACUGUUAGCUCUCACCAAAUGAAGACUGCCUCUUAUUUUCCUCCUUGCCCACACACCACUAAACCUGGUGGUGUGUCGAUUUCUCUGCAGCCAGAGCAGUGAAACACGCUUGUAUCCCUACAUUGACACGGAGCUGUAAGGCUGUAUGUGCCCACCUAACCAACCACUUCUGGUAAAACCCACUAUGUGUACCCUACAAAGCCAUAAGCUACCCUUAUGAAUAGGGGGUAACUUUUAUGGCUCUUUAUCUUGAUUCUCACUAGUUUAACACUAACUUAGGAUCUGCUCUAGACAGUCAUGUCAGAAGGGGAAAAAAUAAAAUGUGUAUUUCUUCAUCUUG
This is a messenger RNA of Mastomys coucha (southern multimammate mouse), 1344 nucleotides long. Its product is annotated as heterogeneous nuclear ribonucleoprotein C-like. The transcript is spliced from 4 exons. The coding region runs from base 410 to 874 and encodes 154 amino acids. NCBI's taxonomy places the organism in Eukaryota, Metazoa, Chordata, Mammalia, Rodentia, Muridae. The record is from RefSeq and is a predicted model, not a curated record.